AUGAAUACUUUGAAUAGCGAAAGUAGUGGCUCUAAUUUAAAUAAUUCCAAACCUAGUUACUAUCAGGAUUAUUUAUAUUAAGAUGAAGGUUUAUGUAAUAGAGGAGCUGCUAAUUCCCAUAGAUUUUAUUCUUAAAAAUACUAAGCAAGGUUUUUAGAUUAGUCAGAUGAUAGAACAUGUGAUAAAAUAAAUACAAGCUUUUACUAUGAUACAAAAAUGCAAACUAUUUAAUAAUUGUAAAACUAAGUGGAAAAAUUAGUUGAGGAACUAAGAACUUAAAUACAUAUCAAUAAAGACAUAUUAUACGAAAAUGAGAAGCUCCAAAUAAAAUACAGAAGGUUGAAAUAAAUGGUUUUGGAGUAUAUUUAAAAUGACGAAACUGAUACUGAGAGAAUUUUUAACAACUACAACACUACUCUAGAAAAACUCGUUAGUUAAUAAUAAAAGUUAAAGGAAGCAUUGAUUAAUUCAGAGAAAAAGAAAUAUAUUGAUGUGAAUAAGCUCUAUGAUGAGCGUAAGUUAGAAGAAUAAUUUUUAAAAAUAAAACAAGAAAACACUUAAUUAAAACAAAAGCUAGGAAGACCAAGAAAUGAUUUAAAUUAGGAUUAGAUGAUUGAUAAAUAUAUUAAAGAGGAAAGAUAAAGAACACCUUCUAAACAUAAAGAAAAAAAUAAAAUUUAAGAUGCAAAAAAUAUACUAUCUAAGUUGAUGAAUAAAGAAAACUUAGAUAGAUUAUCUAAAGAAAUAAGUAAUUAAAGGUAUGUAGGUCUUGAUUAAAAUGUUCAUUUUUUUUACAAUAAUGACGAAAAUAUGUAUAAAUAUAGAGAAAAAUCAAAAGAAGAUACUAACAGAUUAAAUAAAUCUUAAAAUAAUUCCAAAAACACACCUAAAAAGUAGAAAUCAAAAUAAGACUACCAAAGCAAUCAUCCAAAAGGCUAAGUUUUAUAAAAUUUAUAUUCUUUUGGGUACAGAAGUCAUCACAGUAGUUCUUAAAAUUCUGAAGAUUAAAUUGAUGAUUUAGUAAAUUAUAACACUAAAUUAAAUAAAAACAUAUCUUAAUUUCCAUAGAAAUACUAAAUUAAUGACAAUUAUAUAAAUAAAUCUGUUAGCUAAAAUCAAUUAAAACCUCAUAAAAACUAUCAUUAAUGA
Tetrahymena thermophila SB210 is the source of this 1149-nucleotide messenger RNA. RefSeq lists its product as hypothetical. The transcript has a single exon. The record is from RefSeq and is a predicted model, not a curated record. Lineage: Eukaryota; Ciliophora; Oligohymenophorea; Hymenostomatida; Tetrahymenidae.